CAAACUGUGAUGCAAAAAUGACAUGUGGCUUGAAAGUAGACACCUCUGAUCCUGGAUGGUACAAAUCCAUGACGAAAAUUCUCAGGAAAAUCAAGGGUGCAUCAUACAACAUAAAUGUAGAGGAAGGGAUGGCGUAUAUUACAGGAAAAGCAAAUCCGAGUAAACUUCUGAAGAAGCUCAGGUCAGAAAAAUAUGCAGACCUCUGUUGGGUCAUGACUGGAAACAGAAUCACUUAUGGCAAUGGCAGUGCUUAUUAUCAACCAAUGGAGCCCCCUUCAAGUUACUGGCACAACCACCAUCCCGUGCCUUUGCAUCAUCAUAAUUUCUAUCCUCAAAGGCCUCCAAUGGUGCCUUAUUCAUACCAUGAUUUUCAAAACUACGGCUACUGGGACAGAAUUUCUUACUAGCUAGAGUUCUUUUAGGGGGGAAAAAAAUAAAAUAAAUAAUCUAUUAGACGACUAUCUCCUCUUAAAAGAUGAGAUUAAAAGCUUUUAUUUUCGCUUUAUUUUAAAUAU
Messenger RNA from Pistacia vera, 515 nucleotides. RefSeq lists its product as uncharacterized. NCBI's taxonomy places the organism in Eukaryota, Viridiplantae, Streptophyta, Magnoliopsida, Sapindales, Anacardiaceae. The record is from RefSeq and is a predicted model, not a curated record. The transcript is spliced from 3 exons. Bases 18 to 407 code for a protein of 129 amino acids.